GCCUUUUAGUCUUUACAAGAUCCAUCUUCAUCCCUGAAAGCCAACUUUGUUAAUACUACCUUACAUACGCGUCGUUUGCCUGCCUGGACUUACACGACACUCAUACAUCUACCGGCGGAGGUCCAUCACUUAUCGGGCUUCACGAUGAGCCGGAUCGCCGUCAAAAUGAAUACAGAUAUGAUCCCAGUCACCGGUGUUGAGGAAUUAGAAAAGCAUCUAGAUGAGCUCAUCGCAGAUCCGAAUCUGGAACCAACUCUUAAGCUGUUCGACGAUGUGGAGCUCCAGCUUACUGACGCCAACAUCCCGCCUCUUAUUCCAAGGCUUCUACCAAAAAUCACCGAGGUCCUUAAGCAGUACCAGCAGGAUCCCAAAAUUCUAUGUAGCUUAGCCAUCAAGCUCCUUGGCCCCCUCACCUUCACUCAGAUACUAUCUUUAGCUUCGGAAGAGGCUAUAAUACAAGCUCUACGGUCUCCCGCUCCGUCAGCAAACAUUCUUGCCAUGACCGUGCUUGAAAAGGCCACCAAGUCACCAGGCGACGCCGCUAUUCUAGCUAGAAUGAACGGUAUAGCUACAAACUUCCUAAUACAGUGGUUGAGCGCACCGCAAGUUGAAGUCGGCGAGAAGGGUACCAGAGUCUUAGGCGAUCUUCUGGAUGUUGACUGCGAUAUUCGACCAUCCGAUGGCUUAUCAGUUAAUGGCAUGGAGAUCACAGUCAGAAAACCGCCCGGCCAAGGGCUAUUGUGGCGAAGGAUUUUCUAUGACCGCGACGUAUAUGAACUCAUAUUGUCGCUUUGUGCAAAUCAUCCUCUCGGUAUCCAACAGCAGUCGCUCGCCCAAGGUCGUCUUCUCCGCGUUUUACCUCGUCUAGCGGCUCUGAACUUCCGUGCUGUCACUUGGUCCGAUUUUACCGACUUGAACCAGAAAUACGCCAAGUUUGACGGAAAUGGGGGAUUACUACAUUUUGCUGCCCUGUCGAUGAUUGAUAAAGAGGAUAUGUUGGUGCAUCUCAAUCUCAUUGAUUUCUUCGAAGCCCUUCUGAGCAUUCAGCGGGUCACACCAUUUUCUACCUACAAGAUUGAUACGCUGAAAAGUCUUGUAAGAGAUGCUACUGCGCAGGAUAAUGCUUUGAAGGCGGCAAUCCUCACCUUGCCCGAACGAACUGUGCCCGAAGAAGCUGAUGACCUCCGUCAGUUCAUCCGAGAGAUCCUGAAUCAUUAGUAAUAGCUGAAGAAUCCAUACACUCAGCCAUCUGUUGCUUCUAGCAUUCGGGAGUCGGCUUGAGGGAAUACACGUAUGCGACCAAACCAGACCAACUACGUAAGCCCCCGUGCGCUAUUGCUCCUGACGUAUUGUACAGAACCAAGCCUGAUAGACUGUCUAGUGUUUCGAGUUCAUAGCACCCCAUAUUUAAA
Messenger RNA from Daldinia vernicosa, 1412 nucleotides. RefSeq lists its product as uncharacterized. Lineage: Eukaryota; Fungi; Ascomycota; Sordariomycetes; Xylariales; Hypoxylaceae. The coding region runs from base 145 to 1218 and encodes 357 amino acids. The transcript has 2 exons. The record is from RefSeq and is a predicted model, not a curated record.